Molecule: messenger RNA, 1346 nt
Organism: Hordeum vulgare subsp. vulgare (domesticated barley)
Lineage: Eukaryota; Viridiplantae; Streptophyta; Magnoliopsida; Poales; Poaceae
Product: putative protein ABIL2
Exons: 7
Coding region: 1-1170 (389 amino acids)
Source: RefSeq, a predicted model, not a curated record
AUGGUGGAAGCAGCGGGGCCUUUCCGGAGAAGGGGCGGCACCAUGGAGGAGGUGCGGAUGGAGGAGGCAUUCAUCUUCUCCGAAACCAUCAAGGUCAGUUCACCCUUCAAAUUACGCCCGUGUUUCUUCUCUUCCCCUGCAACCUCAAGACUCUGCUUGGACAUUUUCACAUCAGCAACAAUCUCUCUCCAUGCAGGAUCUCAAGGCGCUGCGUCCGCAGCUGUAUUCGGCAGCAGAGUAUUUCGAGCUAGCCUACGUGCAGGAAGCCGGGAAGCAGGCGUAUGUCCUACACCCAUUGCUUCCUCCUGCAUGCUCCACAUGAUCGUGUGGCUAGUCAGCAAGCUUCCACCUCAUUUUUUUCAUGCACACAGGGUGAUGAGUAACCUCAAGGAGUACGCUGUGAAGGCCCUCGUCAACACCGUCGAUCACCUAGGGUCCAUAUCCUUCAAAGUCUCCAGCCUUGUCGAUCAAAGGUUCGACGAGGUGGCCCAAGCCAACCUGCGGGUGUCCUGCAUCCAGCAGAGAACUCAAGCGGUCCAAGCAUGCGUGAACAGAGAAGGCCUGGUGCAGCAGUCCUUGGUGAUCCCCGCUCCAAAGUAUCACAAGAGGUACAUCUUACCAGUGAUUUCAGCAGGGGGUGAUUCAAUUCCUAAUGCCAUGCCCAACUUCAGCGCGAUGAACAAGGUCAAGAACAGGGCUACCACACAGAUGCAUCAGGCCUUCAGCGCAGCAGCAUCCGCAGCUCAAACAAAAAACAAAGACAAGCAAGCUUCAUUCCGCAAGCUCCGGUCGAUUGCCCGUGCACCUUCUCAGAGUGCGCGAUCAUCCUCUCCAGCACAGCAUCCGCGCUUCGUGCCACCUUCUGAUACUGCAAUACCCAUCAAAAGAGAUAAAAGAUCGGAUUCACCAAUUUAUUCGACGACUCCGCUCACAAGGUCUGGGUCACUCUCAAAGAAGUCAUCCUUGCUCAAGACAUCAAGUGUCAGGGUCCAGAUGCAGACAACUUCAGAUCCCAAGAGAUUGGUACCGCUGCGGUCAUAUGCUGAUAGGUACAAUGAUGAUUCCAAGGAAAGCGAGCAGACUCUGAAGAAGAGCAAGAAGUUCCUCAAGUCGCUGCUCAGUAGGCGCAAGUCUGGAAAAGAAGAACCACUGCAGGAUAGUGUUCCUUAGGCAGUAAGGGAUGAAAAUUUUCACAGGAGUGUCCGUUACUAUCCUCAGUACCUAGUUAACUUUGUAUGAUUCCUCUUAAUAGUAAUUGUUGUUUAUGUUUGUUCAUCAUUUGAAUGACGGUGCUUAAGGUGAGCCCUGGCCCUGGAAAUGACUUGAAUUAUUACUAUUUUGCUCGA